Elaeis guineensis (African oil palm) is the source of this 1708-nucleotide messenger RNA. RefSeq lists its product as uncharacterized. Lineage: Eukaryota; Viridiplantae; Streptophyta; Magnoliopsida; Arecales; Arecaceae. The record is from RefSeq and is a predicted model, not a curated record. Gene Ontology annotation, molecular function: protein binding.
GAGUCCAAGUGGAAAUGCUGACAACGGCAUUGACCCUAACUUCUUGAACCUAACAAGGGGGAGUCUUGGCCUCUGCCCCUCACCGCCUCCCCCUCGGCGCAGUCCCAAGCCUUUCUAUCGUCCCGCCGUCCAGCAUCUGUGUCUCAACCCCUUGUCUCGCCCCGCCCGGCCGCCUUGCCUCCUCUAGCCCGGCUCCGCCUGUUCCGCUGCAUCUGUCCACCGCCUAUUGCCUUGCCAACAUCAACGCUAUCAUAACAACCGCUCAUCUCCGAUCGAUGCGACAAAAGAAGAAGUGUGUUUAGCGAUGAUGCCUCCCAAGUCAUCUACGUGUAUUCAAAGCGUCCAGAAGCUGUUCGAAGAAACGCUUUAGAGAGGUACCACAUGAACGGAGCACCACCACCUAGCGCUCCGCGCCGCCAGUAAGGAUUUCAGUGUCUGUCAUUUCUGUCCCGUGCUCUCCAGUAACUGAACUGCUAGUCGUCUGCAAAUAGUAGUGUCCGUGAUCUGGCAACGGCCUGCUACGUAUCAUCAGGGCAGGGUAAUGCUUCGGCUCUUCUUCUCGAGAGCUGCCCAACGGCAGAAUGCACUGUGCUUUCUGAAUCCCCCACAUAGAGGGAUACACAGCAGGAACAAGAAGGCGAUGGAGUUGGUGGCAAAGGGGUGGAGCGCUCUGCAGGAAGUUGAUCGUGUAAUCGACUAUACUGAACUCAAUGACCCUCGUCUCAUCCCUCUUCUCAGAACUGCAAAGGAGAACUUUGAGUUGGCUUUGGAGGUCGACAACAUGAAUACUCAUGCAAGAUACUGGCUGGCGAAAAUGCAUUUCAAAUAUCAUGUCCCUGGGGCUUGCAAAGCCAUGUUGGUUAUUAACUUCUCUGUUUGUUUUGGGGCUGCGUUACUAGUGGAAGCUGCAAACAUGGGUGAUCCAGAUGCACAGUAUGAACUUGGAUGUCGUCUACGAGUUGAGAAUGACCUUGUCCAGUCAGAUCAACAAGCUUUCUAUUAUUUGGAGAAGGCUGUUGACCAGUUGCAUCCAGGUGCUCUAUAUCUUCUAGGUGCUGUAUAUUUGACUGGGGAUUGUGUGAAGAAAGAUGUUGCUUCUGCAAUAUGGUGUUUCCAUAGAGCAUCAGAAAAGGGCCAUGCUGCAGCAGCGAUUGCAUAUGGGUCACUUCUUCUAACAGGUGCUGACGUCCCAGAAGCUAUCACUAGAUUUAACUCAGGUAGGAGCCCCUCUACCGGAGGGAUGAGGAAGAAAAGGGAGAGACUUCACCAGGACCCAGUUGAAUUGGCCAAAGAGCAGUUUCAGGUUGCAGCUGAUGCAGGGUGUGUCCUUGGUUUGCAGUGGUUGAAAAGGCUCGCAGAUAGUGAGAAACUUCAGCUACAGGAGGCGACCCAGUGACGGGCUUGCCUGUAUGUAAAUAAAUACGACUUCGACGCCACAGCCAUGACAAAGUGUGGGACAACCCUUUCAUGCACCUUGCAGCACUUGAACCGGGAUUGUUUGGCCAUACCCAUUGAUUUCUGUUGGAGCGUUGAACUCAUUUGGUGAUGCUCUUAAUUCUGCUGCUACAUGUAGGCCUGAUUCUUAUUUAAGCCUAGCCGGCAAGGAUAUAUUUCGUUGUUGAAGAAAUCCAGACAUUGUGAGGAUAUAAUUUGAUUUCCUGGAAUUGCCAUAUUUCUAUCCUUAAUUCUAUGUUUAUUUGCAGUGCAA